Molecule: messenger RNA, 1781 nt
Organism: Lates calcarifer (barramundi perch)
Lineage: Eukaryota; Metazoa; Chordata; Actinopteri; Centropomidae
Product: nuclear factor 7, brain
Exons: 2
Coding region: 183-1583 (466 amino acids)
Molecular function (GO): zinc ion binding; protein binding
Source: RefSeq, a predicted model, not a curated record
CUUCAGGCAAACCAGGAAACAGUUUGUUCCUCGUCACUAAAGAGAGACACACAGACUGAAAAACAUUCGAUCAGAUUCACCUUCAGACCAAACUAACAGCUACAGGAGAGAAAAGAGGAAAACUACAACACUGCUGCUUCAACCUGCUGACUCUCCACACACUGAAGCUUCACUCAGACUAAAUGGCUUCCAGAUCAGAGGAGGAUCUCUGCUGUCCGGUCUGUCAGGAGGUCUUUAGAGAUCCUGUUCUUCUGGCAUGUAGCCACAGCUUCUGUAAAGACUGUCUGAAGAGAUGGUGGAGAGAGAAACAAACACAAGAGUGUCCAGUUUGUAAGAGAAGAUCUUCAAGAGAAGAUCCACCUGUUAGUCUGGUGUUAAAGAACCUGUGUGAGGCCUUCUUACAGGAGAGAGAUCAGAGAUCUUCAGAGGCUCUCUGCAGUCUGCACUCUGAGAAACUCAAACUCUUCUGUCUGGACCAUCAGCAGCCAGUGUGUGUCGUCUGUCUACAUUCAGUAACACACAAAAACCACAGCUUCAGUCCCAUCGAUGAAGCUGCACAACAACACAAGAAGGAACUUCAGGAAACUCUGGAGCCCUUAAAGGAGAAGUUAAAGAGUUUAGAAAAAGUUAAAGUGAAGUUUGAUCAAACAGCAGAACACAUUAAGGUCCAGGCCCGACACACAGAGAGGCAGAUUAAGGAGCAGUUUAAGAAGCUUCACCAGUUUCUAGAAGAGGAAGAGGAGGCCAGGAUGGCUGCACUGAGGGAGGAAGAGGAGCAGAAGAGUCAGAUGAUGAAGGAGAAGAUGGAGGCUCUGAGCAGAGAGAUAGCAGCUCUUUCACACACAGUCAGAGCCACAGAGGACGAGCUGAGAGCUGAAGACGUCUCAUUCCUCAACAACUACAAGGCUGCAGUGGAAAGAGUCCAGCAGCGCCCCCUGCUGGAGGAUCACCAGCUGCUCUCAGGAGCUCUGAUAGACCAGGCCAAACACCUGGGCAACCUGACCUUCAACAUCUGGAACAAGAUGAAGGACAUGGUCUCCUACAGUCCUGUGGUUCUGGACCCAAACACUGCUCAUCCAAGACUCAUCCUGUCUGAAGAUCUGACCAGAGUGAGACUAGGAGAGAAACAGCAGCUUCCUGACAAUCCAGAGAGAUGUGAUAAUUACUGCAUUGUCCUGGGCUCUGAGGGUUUUAACUCUGGGACUCACAGCUGGGAUGUCGAGUUUGGAGACAGUACAUUUUGGUUUCUGGGUGUGUUAGCAGAGUCUGUCCAGAGAAAGGGAGACAUAUGGUCUGGAUUACAGGGAAUAGGAUUACAUAAAGGUACCUGCAUCGUACUCUCAUCAUCAGCCUCAAACACUGUUCUCCCACUGCAGAAGAAUCUCCAGAGGAUCAGAGUGAAUCUGAACUGGAACAGAGGAAAGUUGUCGUUCUCUGAUCCUGAUACUAACACACACAUAUACACCUUCAUACACACUUUCACUGAGAAACUGUUCCCCUUUACUAUAAGUGGAGAUGAACUCCCAGUGAAGAUCUUACCAGUGAAGGUCUCUGUGACAGUAGAACAGAGCAGUCAGAGAUAAAGAGGAUGAUCACAUUUAUGUUUAUUUUUUAAAGAGAAGAGUCAGUGAAUUUAACCUCUUAAAUGUUUACAGAAUUUCAAUCAAUGUGAAUGUGAAGGGAGGAAAAAGUAUGAGUAUUGUGCCUCUCUGUGCGGAAGUACCACACCAAUAAGGAAAACUUGAUUCUGUGUGAUAUUGAAAUAAAGAUAUUGUAAGACA